Molecule: messenger RNA, 770 nt
Organism: Nanorana parkeri
Lineage: Eukaryota; Metazoa; Chordata; Amphibia; Anura; Dicroglossidae
Gene: SLX9
Product: family with sequence similarity 207 member A
Exons: 6
Coding region: 53-748 (231 amino acids)
Biological process (GO): maturation of SSU-rRNA from tricistronic rRNA transcript (SSU-rRNA, 5.8S rRNA, LSU-rRNA)
Cellular component (GO): nucleolus; 90S preribosome; preribosome, small subunit precursor
Source: RefSeq, a predicted model, not a curated record
UGAACCGGACGUUGUCAUGGACACGCGGCCCUUACUUCCGACAGAGUGAAACAUGGUGGGGAAAAUAAAACGUGCUCGGCAGAAGCUGCAUAAUGCAGCGGUGCGGGUUAGCACCCAGGAGGAGAGUGGUCCCGUUGUGCCCGAAUACAAGGUGCCUUCAGACGGUGAGCCGCCCAAGCCAUUGGCCUGGCACAAGCAGGAUGGAGGAAAGGACUGGGCAUUUUUAUGCUCGGAUAUCUUUGCCUCAACUAAGAUUGACCCCAAAAAAUUAACCCAGAAGUUAGAAGUGGACACGCAAAGUUUGGCAUCGGUUAAAAAAGAGGAGAAAAUACAACUGCCAAAGAAGGAAAAAGCCAAGCAAAGACGGGAACAGUGGUUGCAAAAAAUCGAGGCAUUGAAACUGGCCCAGCAGGCUAAAAAGGCUCAGGCGAAGAGAAAAGCUACACCUGUAGUUGGAGAUAUGCAGCCACUUGUGGACGCCCUGCCAGAGCUCUCUGAACUCACAACUGCUCGUAAGCCAAAGGCACCAAGGAAGCAGCCAAAAGAAUCGGUGAAGAAGAAGAAGCCUGAGCCAACGGAUUACAGAAAAAUGAGGCCUGCCCAGAAACGAAAAAUAAUUGAGGAAGAAGUUUCUCGUGUCCAGGAGCUGAUCAGGGACCCUUCCUACAAAGCCAACCCCCUGUUAGCAGUCUCGGAGCACCUGCUGAAACGUAUGAAAGCUGAGCAAGGAAUCCUGCCUAACCUCUGACGUUGUUUCACAGAGCACUGAC